Molecule: messenger RNA, 591 nt
Organism: Eruca vesicaria subsp. sativa (arugula)
Lineage: Eukaryota; Viridiplantae; Streptophyta; Magnoliopsida; Brassicales; Brassicaceae
Source: the annotation of a GenBank genome assembly
AUGUCUAGUCCACCAUCGGGUGGAUUCGCACUGGUUCGAUAUGCUCGUCGGAUAUCCAAUACAGGUCCAAGCGCCAUGGCUAUUUUCCUUACAGUUUCUGGUGCCUUUGCCUGGGGAAUGUAUCAGGUAAUUAAGAAUGUUUUAGAAGAAAAUUCAAGUGAAAUUAAGAAGAAGCUUGAACCUGUCGUGGUCAACAAGAUUCAAUUUUAUACUCUAAUUGUUAUUCUUUAUUUGUUUGCUGGAUCUGAUGGUCGUGUCUUUGGUGGUGGUCUCGCUGGUCUCUUUAUAGCCGCUGGUCCUGUUCAGGUAAUGGUUGGGACUUUUGUUGCGGGGGGUCAGGCUGAAGAUCCAAAGGCUAGAUACGGUCUCAACAAGCCUGUUGUGACUCAGCCACCACCCGUGUCCGCACCACAACAUGUGUCCUUUUCACAUGAGCCAAGUACUAACGUGGCCCAAGGUUACUACAGAAACAACACUGCUGACCAUAUAAGGGAUCUCUUCUCUUCUCUCCCAGGAGAGGAUGAUGAAGAAGGUGAAGAUGAUGAAGAAUUUGGAGGCCAUACUGAAUCUGAUAACGAGGUUCCAAGCUGA